AUGAAGGAUCGGCUGAGCGUGCAUGUGGAGGAGGUCGCUCCCCUAGACGAGGAGGGGAGGGAAGACAGAGGAACGGAAGAGAGGGAGCAGGAAGAGGACAAGGACAAGGAUGGGGUGAGGUGGGAGAAGGUGGAAGUGGAGGGGGAAGCGAAGGGAGAAGAGGAGGAGGGGAGGGAGGGAGAGUACGUGAGAGUGAUCCUAGUAGAUCGCGUUGCAAGGCCAAGGGGUGAAGCACAGACAGUCAGCCAGCGACGCCCUGCCAGCCAUGCCGAGCAAUCUCUCGCGGGGCGAGCGAGGGCGGUUCUGGCCAUGAGCAUGGGGAAGGCCAAAGAGGAGGAGGGGCAGGAGGAGACCGAUGGGGAGGCGGUAUGGGAGUGCUUGAACCUGUUCAGGCACGAGAGGAGCUACCGGAGGAGAGACCUGAUCCGCUCAGGCUUCUUCCGCAAGCUCAUGGCUGGUGACUUCUCCUCCGCCAACCAGCUCCAGAUCUCCAUCAGGGACGGCUGUACCAACGCUGAUGCGAUGGCGGCGGCCCUGGACUACCUAGAGGCGAAACAGCUGCUGACAGGAGACUUCGACAGCUUCCAGGUGUUCGUAGCCUCUCGGCUACUCAUCAUCCCAGAUCUCUCCCAGCAGGCAGCCCAGGAGAUCGCCAGCUGCCUGGGCGCGGCGAACAUUCUGCGAGCGAUGCACCAUGCUCGAGAGUACCACUCCGUCGAGCUGCAGAGGGGGAUGCUGGUGGACUCGUCGGCGCACCAGGAGCUGCUGGCGCAGCUGAGAAACCUCCCGCACGACUCUUUCAGGGAGCUGGUGGUGAGCAGGAGGAAGCGGGUGGAAAGGUACUACCAUCCCCUGCCCGCGUACAAGAUGUGCGUCAUUCGGAGGACCAAGAGCCCAGAGAAGAGCUGGGCUGUGUACAAGCUCUACGAGGAGCACACUAUGGAGUUUCAGCUGUCAGCUGCUCGAGAUCUCAAGACUGGGGACAUCGUCGUCACCACGGACGAGAACCUCUCCCAGACUCCCCGGGGCAUCCACAGCGAUCAUGUCGUAGCUGUCCUCCACUCCAACACCUUCGAGACUCACUUCACCCUCUUCGACAACGGGAUCAACAACAGCCGCCUCCUCCUCAACCUCCCGGGCUGUCAGAGGCGGGAGCUAGGAAGCAUCCAGUACGACUCCUCGCUCCUCCACCACGGCCCAAGGAGCAUCCUCUGCGUGUUUGCAGAGUUCCCCUGCAGCCAGAGCGCUGCGGACGAUUUUGUUGGGGAAGAGGAGGGAGAGAGUGCUGGCGACGACUCUCCUCCUCCUCCAUCCCACCAUGACAAGACACGCUGGGGCAGGCCGGAAGGGUUUCUUCAGAAGCAGCUUCAUGCUACGACGGUGAACGAAGGAGUCGUGAAGCUGCACAACCUUGCGCCGAAGUGGAACGAGAAGACAGGAGCAUACAGCCUGGACUUCUACAAGCGUGUCAGGGUAUCGUCCUUUCUCUUCCCCUACUCGUCAUCUUGCACCCCUUGCUGA
This is a messenger RNA of Guillardia theta CCMP2712, 1521 nucleotides long. RefSeq lists its product as hypothetical. The record is from RefSeq and is a predicted model, not a curated record. The transcript has 8 exons. Lineage: Eukaryota; Cryptophyceae; Pyrenomonadales; Geminigeraceae. The coding region runs from base 1 to 1521 and encodes 506 amino acids.